Molecule: messenger RNA, 382 nt
Organism: Thunnus maccoyii (southern bluefin tuna)
Lineage: Eukaryota; Metazoa; Chordata; Actinopteri; Scombriformes; Scombridae
Gene: spink4
Product: serine peptidase inhibitor, Kazal type 4
Exons: 4
Coding region: 23-265 (80 amino acids)
Molecular function (GO): serine-type endopeptidase inhibitor activity; protein binding
Source: RefSeq, a predicted model, not a curated record
UAUUCAUCCACCGACAUCCAUCAUGACUGGAAGAGUUGUUCUUCUCGCAUUCCUGCUCUUUUGUGUGGCCGCAGAUGUGGAGGAGAACUUUGGACUCAUGAGAAAGCCGUCUUGUCCUAACUUAGAGGAGAUCGUGGCGUGUCCUCUGAAUCUCGCCCCUGUGUGUGGCAGCGAUGGAAACACCUAUGCCAAUGAGUGUAUCCUGUGUGUCCAGAGACAAAAAACCAAGAUGGACAUUUUGGUUGCCAAGGAGGAGAGCUGCUGAUCUGCACAGGUGGUGAUGUUGUCGCCAAGGUGACCAGUUGGAAUCUGAUAAUCAAUCCAACACGGAUCUUUGAAAUGGAUCCCGACUCUCCUAAAUGUCUCAUUGCCAUGAACAAUA